Molecule: messenger RNA, 1716 nt
Organism: Thermothelomyces thermophilus ATCC 42464
Lineage: Eukaryota; Fungi; Ascomycota; Sordariomycetes; Sordariales; Chaetomiaceae
Exons: 2
Coding region: 1-1716 (571 amino acids)
Source: RefSeq, a predicted model, not a curated record
AUGGCCGGAUCCACGGACCAGCAGAGCGGUAGAAGGGAAGCGAGCGACUCGGUCGACCGCCCCGGCAGCCCCGGGACCCAAUCGCCGAUCCCACGGAUUGUCGUCGAGCCAGCCGACGACAGGAUUGGCGACAACGGACCUCCCCCGGCUACCCGCCAGUCCGCGGCUCCGAGAGAACGCCCUCGCCUCUCGGAGCGACCCUUCCUUGAGGUCCCAAGCCCCCCUCGGCCUUCCCACCGGCGCCUCGGUUCGCAGCAGAUCGGUUCCUCCCAGCCCAGCCGCGAGCCCAGCCGCAGCCGCAUUCCCCAGUCGCUGACCGGCACACUCGGUCUGCCCCCGCUGAUGACCGGGCCCAUCCACCCCCUCCGGAUGCACCCGGUCCACCUCACAGGCUCGUCGAGCAUGCCCAUCGCCGACACCACAGGCCGCCCUUUGGGCCUACGCUACGACGGCAACCCGUACACGCUUCAAGGAAAGGCAGUCAUGGAGAAGGUCGACAAGAUGCUGGCCGCCAGCAGGGCCCUAAAGCCCGAGGCCGAGAGGAGCUCCAAGGGCUCUAGGUCCGGGGCUGCGGGGGCGAUGGGCUUCCUGAAGAAGCUCCGAUCCCCCUCCCAGCUCUUCUCUAAGCCUAAGCCGCGAGUACCGAUCAAGCCGCACCAGAUCCGGCACAUCACCGGCAGCCUCGAGCCGCUUCCGCUGCCGGAGCAGACCAGGCAUGUCCCCAGCGUCUGCCUCCGCCGCAACGAGCUAGGAAACCUCAAGCGGGAAAAAGCCCUGCGCGUGCUAGGAGAGACGCCUAACCUUGACCCCCUCCCGUCUAUAGACCUCGACCCGGCCGCUACCUCCCCGGAUCUAUCCUUCUCGUCAACCUCCAUAUCUACAGAGGAUGACCACCCCUUCUUCUCGCGUUCGGGCACCACUACCACCGCGGAUAUCGCCACCGAUACCGCUACUAAUACCAUCACCACCGCCAAUAACAAUACCACCACUACCACUAUGGCAGCAGCAGUAACAACAGAGACCGUAGCAGAGACAGCUACACUAAGCGGCCGAGCGCCCGCAGGGUUUGAGACGCGCCCCCUCCGCGCCGCAAGGUCAGGUUCUUCCCGGGGAGUCACUUCUGGUGCCGGCGCGGGUACGGCUGCCGGCGCGGGUGCAGGCAUCCGUACGGCCCCUGAAAGCCCGACAAUGGCGGCGCGCACUACCACUACUACUAUUACCACCACCACUAGCAACAGCACCACCAGCAGCACAAAUGCCGGCGCGGGCAUGCACACCAGCACGCGCGCGUUCAGACGACGAUCGCGUAGCGUUCCCAGCCUCGACGCCCUGCUAACCACGCCUCCGCUCCAGGGACGCCCGCGCCCGCACCCACAGGCCGACGCAGAGGGCGCAGGGCCCAGAAGCGCGGCUGGUGCUGGUGCUGGUGCUGGUGCUGGUGCUGGUGCUGGUGCCGCCGCCGCUGUCGCUCCUCCCCCGUCGCGGUGGGUGAGCCCGCGUGCCGGCGGGGGCGACCGGGUCGCCACCAAACGCCACCCCACGCCCGCGCUGGGGGACCUGGCGGCGCUGGAGCGGGCGCUGCGCGAGAGGUUCCCCGGUCUCGCGGGCGAGGGGUCGCGGGUGGUGGUGGUGGAAGAGAACGAGGAGGAGGUGGAGGAAGAGGAGGAGGAGGAAGGUAAACCGGGGGACUUACAGCCGCCGGCGGGAUAUUUCUAG